Conger conger (European conger) is the source of this 1369-nucleotide messenger RNA. Its product is annotated as immunoglobulin superfamily member 11-like. Lineage: Eukaryota; Metazoa; Chordata; Actinopteri; Anguilliformes; Congridae. Gene Ontology annotation, biological process: negative regulation of T cell proliferation; cellular response to lipopolysaccharide; cell surface receptor signaling pathway. The coding region runs from base 59 to 1369 and encodes 436 amino acids. The record is from RefSeq and is a predicted model, not a curated record. Gene Ontology annotation, cellular component: external side of plasma membrane. The transcript has 6 exons.
AAUCAACGAAACCACCAAGAGCGAUCCCAGGUGUUUCAAUAGUGACUCCGACCCGGACAUGGGAUUUCCACAUUUUUACGUUCUCGUGGGACUUCUGUUGGCCAUGCCAGCUGUGUCUCAAUUUGAAGUCAAAUAUGCAAACGUUGGCCACCCCAUCACCCUCACCUGCAGUGGAGCGCCCCGUAGGGAUGUGGAAUGGUAUUUUGAACAGCAUCUGCAUUCUCACCGGCUGCUUGUGGCCAAACUCCACGCUGGAUGCAUUUCCCCAGGACCCGACUUUGAGGGACGGGUGGAGUCCGUCUGUGAGGAGCAGCCAGGAAACUACAGCCUUGUCCUCAGUCCUGUGGUGUACAACGACCAAGGGUCUUAUGAAUGCCGGGACAAGGGGAGCCUUCUUAAAGAAGUGAAACUAGUCGUUAUUGUCCCAGGAAGUGUUUCCAUAGCGUUGGGAAUGUCUGCCAAUCUGCCUUGCUAUGGGGGCAUUAGUAAACGAGCGCGUGCUGUUGAUCUGGAUAUCCUCUGGAAAAGAGAUGGACAGAUAGUUUACCAGCGCUAUAACAACACCAUCACCUAUGGGCCUGGGUUUGAGAGCAGAGCUUCAGUUUCCCCAGAACAGGCUCUCCAUGGAAACCUGUCUCUAACCAUCAAACAGACACGCUUUUCAGAUCAAGGCCACUACCAGUGCUUCUACAGCAGUCCAAAAGAAAGUGGGAACCCAGAUUCUGCCAGGCUCCAUGUUACAGACCCCCCACCCCAGAACCUCACAGUGAAGGCUGGCGAAGAGCUCUCCAUACGGCUCCGUACCACAGACCCAGUGAGGGUAACAUUCACAGGCCCUGGUCUGGACGAGGUGCUGAUGGUCGACGCUAACGUCACAUAUGGGGAGCGCUGUGGUCAGAGAUGUGAGGUUCUGGGCCAGGAAAACACCUUUCUGCUGAGGCGUGUAACACCGGAGGAUGCCGGGGUCUACACAGUGACUGAUUCUGAGACCAACAGGACCAUUAGCAUCGUCUCUCUACAAAUCUCAGGAGAGACUACAGGAGCAGUGCCUUGGAUCGUGUCGACAGUGCUCUUCAGCUGCAUUUGCCUUGGCCUUGCAGUCUGGAUGCACUGCAGUAAGAGACGAGGGGCUGAACAGAGAAUCGUAUACCAACCAGCCGCAGUGGAAGACCUGAGUAGCUCCAGCGGCAGAACAGAACUGCAGCAGCCUGGAGGCCCUGAGCCCUCUCUCUCCGUGACCGAGACCCGGAUUGAUGUCCCCGAACCCCACCUCCCUGUGUCCGAAACGGGGCCUUCAGACCAGACUCGAGUGCAGGAGAAGAAGAGCGAAGAGGUGCAGGGGACUCGGCCAUGGUCAAUGAACGACUGA